GUAACUAGUGGAAACCUAUGUUCUUGGCGGGGAUACGGACUGAGGUACAAUAAGAACGGUAACGUUAGCUGCUAGCUAGCAGUGAAAGCAGCGUGGGGAGCUGGUAAAUACUACAAAGCGUGCUAGUGGCACUAACGUUUCUGGGGAAUGUAUACUGAAUGCAUAUUCUAACUAACGUUAACUCUUCAGGCUAUCGAUAGCUAGUUGACUAGCUAUAUCGUCUUCCCUGCACAAACGUCUAGAUAUCCGUUUAUGUCCAGCAGCGUUAAAUAGGCAUCUUUGGGAAACGAAAUAGCCAACCAGUUCACAGAAGCGCAGUGUUGUUGACAGCUCCGGACCGACCCAAACGAGUGUUUUCUCUGGCCGUCAUCUCCAUCAGUCUCUGAGGAUGGUUCUGCUAAGGAGUGUCCCCGCACCCAGCGAGGGAGUCCGGCAUGAACAAGCCGAGACCACGGCGGUGUUGGACGGGAAGGGCCUCGGCGCAGGAACGCUCUACGUUGCUGAAACGCGAUUGUCGUGGUUUGACGGUUCAGGGAUGGGCUUCUCUCUAGAGUACCCCACUAUCAGCCUGCACGCCAUCUCACGAGACCUCAGCACCUACCCACAGGAACAUCUAUACGUCAUGGUCAACGCCAAACUCAACGAUGAGAACGAAGAAGAGAUGCAGGAGAAUGCCCAUGAUCAAGAAGAUGAGGAUAACAGUAGUGAGGAAGAUGAUUCUGAGGGGAUCACAGAGAUCCGCUUCGUCCCUAGAGACAAGGCAGCAUUGGAGUCAAUGUUUUCAGCGAUGUGUGAGUGUCAGGCCCUGCACCCAGACCCAGAUGAUGAAGACUCCGACGGGGACUUUGACGGAGAUGAGUACGAUGUGGAAGAAGCGGAGCAUGGUCAGGGUGAUAUCCCGUCGUUCUGUACAUAUGAGGAGGGUGUGUCGGGUCUGACGGCUGAAGGCCAGGCUACUCUUCAGAGACUGGAGGGCAUGUUAGCUCAGUCUGUUGCUAACACCUUUCACAUGGCUGGGGUCCGCACUGAUGAGGCCAAUGGAGAGUUUGACGAUGGGAUGGAGGUGGAUGCAGGGUCGACGAUGGCCGGACAGUUUGAAGAUGCAGACGCAGACCACUAGUAAUAACGUAUCAUAAUACUAUGUUGUAAUUAUCAAUGGAACUCAACUCUACUGCCAGUCAAAGCACUUGUGGGAUAGGAGGAGAAUAGUCAGCCCACUUCCUGAUUUUCUGUUCAUCUCAACAUACACAGAUUCUUCUCUUGUGUUUUGUACCUGGAGACCAGUUGUACUGAGAUUUCCCCAACAGGGAACAGUGUUGCCUUUGUAUGAAAUCUCUUCAUUAAACACACGUGUUUUUGUAUAAAGAA
Oncorhynchus mykiss (rainbow trout) is the source of this 1368-nucleotide messenger RNA. RefSeq names its product methylosome subunit pICln. Gene Ontology annotation, cellular component: cytosol; pICln-Sm protein complex; spliceosomal complex. Gene Ontology annotation, biological process: mRNA cis splicing, via spliceosome; spliceosomal snRNP assembly; chloride transport. The record is from RefSeq and is a predicted model, not a curated record. Lineage: Eukaryota; Metazoa; Chordata; Actinopteri; Salmoniformes; Salmonidae.